Molecule: messenger RNA, 2536 nt
Organism: Callorhinchus milii (elephant shark)
Lineage: Eukaryota; Metazoa; Chordata; Chondrichthyes; Chimaeriformes; Callorhinchidae
Product: NLR family CARD domain-containing protein 3-like
Source: RefSeq, a predicted model, not a curated record
GAUAAAUGUCAAAUGUGAGCAAGAAGGAAAGUCAUUGGACACGCAAGCCUGAUGGUAUUGUCUGGUAGAUCACGUCUGGAUUCCCUGAUCACCUUGUAAACGUUGUUCUACAAUAAACAUAAAUAAGGCUCAACACCUGUCACAAAACUCACCACCAGCUCGGCUGCACUUAGCAGCAAUGAAACGCCUUGUUGGAACAUUGCUGGGAAAGAGGAAACAAAACUCGGAAACACCGAGACACGAAAAACCUGAUGAAUCAAUGAAAUGGUCACCAUCACCACAACCAAACACAUCCACAUCUGGCGGGAAUGAAACAGCGAGUGCAUCUGCAGUUAUCCAAACACGUUGUGAUACGGUUGCAAAUCCCAACCAGUGUUCCAGCAUUUUGGGUGCGUCGAGUGAGAUGGCUUCCAAUGAAACUGAACCGAUAGCCAAUGCAGAGGGCGAUGCUAUGAUCUGCGGUGUGGAUCAGACACCCGGCAACACACCAGAAGCCAAUGUCUUCUCUUUACCUGACUUUGAGGAAAGUCUUAAAGAUACGAUAACGAACAAAGGCACAAACACCUUAUUCACCGAGACCCUGGCCCUGUACAACGGGUACCAGCUGCACAGACUGACAAAGUUCUAUCGGGACAGAUUGGAACAGGCCAUUGAGGAAGGCGUGGAGGACAUCAGCUCAAGGCUGACACAGAAGGAAUGUUUCAGCCCCCAGGAGCACAAAAAACUCACUGAGCUCACACACAGUGGGCGGAAGAGACAAAGCUCGAAACUUCUUCUGAACAUGGUGAUGGGGAAAGGUUCCCAGGCCAGGAUAGUGAUGUGGGAAUCCUUUGUGAAAAUGAGGCCAACUUUGUACAAACUGAACAAAAUCAUGACUGAAAUACAGGAACAAGGUGCCAGUCUAGUGAAUGAGGUGACCAUCGACCGAGGUGUACCAGACGUCUCCAGUGAUAUGAUAGCUAUUCAGCGACUGCACAAGGAGACGUUACAGAAACAAUGUGAGAAACUGGAAGUGAAGACCAUCCUGAUAAAGGAGAAGGUGAGGACGUUUCAGUUGGUUGAUCGCUACACGGAGUUAACAAUCAUUUCUGAUCUCCGUCACCGGAAACUGGUAGAACAUGAGCUGCUGGCGAGAGGCAGAGACCACGAGGAGUGGAGACAGAAGCAACUCCGGGGAGAGCUGGAAAAAAUCCGAACUGAUAAACUGUUCCACAGCAGCUUCUCAAAAAUAAAUAAUUUACCUUCUUCUCAGGGAAGCGGAUCUGACCCUCCUACAGGGACUUCCGCAGUAGUCAGUGGAGUGGCUGGGAUUGGAAAAACAACCAUGGUGCAAAAGAUUGUCCAUGACUGGGCCACAGGCAAAAUCUAUCCUCACUUCCACUUUGUAUUUGUUUUUAAAUUCCGAGACCUAAACAGACUUCACGACAGAGCAACACUGAGCCGUCUGAUCGUGGAUCAGUAUCCUUACCUCAGGGAUGUUCUGGAUGAGCUGUGGAAACACCCAGAGAGAUUGCUCUUUAUAUUUGAUGGUUUGGAUGAAUUCAGGACAAGGAUUGAUUUCGCUGACCGUCGGAGAGACACAGAGCCUCAGCGCAGGUGCACAGACCCUGGUUUCCUCUGUGAUGUUUCUGACAUUGUGUACAGUUUAAUACAGAACAAGCUGCUGCCAGGCUGCUCAGUGCUGGUGACCAGCCGCCCCACUGCAUUACAGUUACUGGCAAAGUGUCAAGAUGGAAAGCCCCGUGAUGUGAUGCUGAAGAUUGGUGAGAUGGCCUUCACUGGAGUCUCCCAGAGAAACAUUGUCUUUAAUGAUGAAGAUCUGAUCAAAUAUAACCUCCAGCCUUCCCAGUUCCUCUCUGGGUUUCUCAUGGAACUUGUGGAGAGAGAGUCUUCAGAGCACAGCGUGGCCUAUACAUUCCCGCACCUCACCAUCCAAGAGUUUGUAGCCGCACUCUUUCAGUUUCUGCCUCAAAAUGCAGGAAAUCUGCGGAAACUCCUGAAUGAAGCUCACAGGGAGAAGGACGGCCGGUUUGAGAUAUUCCUGCGCUUUGUUGCUGGUCUCUCCUCCCCACGGGCAGCUCAGCCACUGGAGGAGUUUCUGGGGCCAUUUGUCCAUCAGACAACCUGCGCGGUGAUCGAUUGGCUGAAGGGGAGAGUUAAAGCUCAGAUGCAAAACAACAAGAGCGACCGUGGGAAAAGGAAUCUGCUGAACACACUCCACUAUCUGUUUGAGUCUCAGAAUCAAACCCUGGCACAGCAAACACUGGGCUCUGUACAAACACUAACAUUGGGUGGUGGCUCUUCAGAGAUGACACUGACACCGAUAGACUGUGUUGUGCUGUCUCAGGCCAUUGCACUGUGUGACACAAUAAAACAACUGGAACUGAGUCACUGCAACAUUCAUGAUGAGGGUCUCCAGCGUCUGGUUCCUGCUUUGUACAAAUGUCAGGUGUUGCAGUUGGGGGGCAAUAAUCUGGGAGAUUGUGGAUGUGAGGCCACAAGCCAUCGUUUACAUAAAACUCUCAACAUGGAUUAA